Molecule: messenger RNA, 1038 nt
Organism: Salvia splendens (bonfire salvia)
Lineage: Eukaryota; Viridiplantae; Streptophyta; Magnoliopsida; Lamiales; Lamiaceae
Product: casein kinase II subunit alpha-2-like
Exons: 9
Coding region: 1-792 (263 amino acids)
Biological process (GO): peptidyl-threonine phosphorylation; peptidyl-serine phosphorylation; regulation of cell cycle
Cellular component (GO): protein kinase CK2 complex; cytosol; nucleus
Molecular function (GO): ATP binding; protein serine/threonine kinase activity
Source: RefSeq, a predicted model, not a curated record
AUGGAGAUAAAAAGAGAGAUCAAAAUUCUGCAGAACCUAUGUGGGGGACCCAAUGUUGUCAAACUCCUUGACAUUGUUAGAGAUCAGCACUCUAAAACUCCUAGCCUGAUAUUCGAAUUCGUUAAUAGUACAGAUUUCAAAGUUCUGUACCCCACAUUAACCGAUUAUGACAUACGCUACUACAUAUAUGAGCUUCUCAAGGCACUGGAUUACUCUCACUCCCAGGGAAUAAUGCACAGAGAUGUUAAGCCUCAUAAUGUAAUGAUAGACCAUGAAUUGCGAAAGCUUCGCUUGAUUGACUGGGGUCUUGCAGAAUUUUACCACCCUGGCAAGGAGUAUAAUGUCCGUGUUGCUUCAAGAUACUUCAAGGGUCCAGAACUUCUCGUUGACUUGCAAGACUAUGACUAUUCCUUGGAUAUGUGGAGCCUGGGUUGCAUGUUUGCCGGGAUGAUUUUUCAGAAAGAACCUUUUUUCUAUGGACAUGAUAACCAGGAUCAACUUGUGAAAAUCGCUAAGGUCCUUGGGACUGAUGAGUUAAAUGCGUGUCUACACAAAUACCGGUUGGAGCUUGAUCCUCAACUAGAAGCUCUUGUUGGAAGGCAUAGCAGGAAACCAUGGUCGAAGUUUGUUAAUUCAGAUAAUCAGCAUCUUGUGUCACCAGAGGCCAUCGAUUUCCUCGACAAACUCCUGCGAUAUGAUCAUCAAGAUAGGCUCACAGCAAGAGAAGCUAUGGCUCAUCCAUACUUCUCGCAAGUAAGGGCUGCAGAGAAUAGCAGGAGCCGAACUCAAUAGCUCAACCUCCUUGCCCGCAAAACACAGCAUAUCUUUGUGGUAAUGUAACAAAUGCAGCCGUUGAUACCCUUGUGAUCUUAUAUUUUGAUCAUUUGUCACUUUCUAAGGAAUUGUUUUAUAACUAGCUAUCAUAACAUAACCCUCUCAUUUGUCGGAGUUUUCCAGUUUCUGUGUAUUAUGAGUAUAUUUUUGCAAUAUUACUUUAUGUAUCCAUUAAUUGAGUGGAAGAUUCCCUUUGAUUGUUUU